AUGGAUGGACGACGGAUGGGAAGAGCGAUGAGGAAGGAAGGAGGAACGUUGUUCGUAUUGCUGCUGCUGAUGAUGAUUUGGAUGUUUGUUUGCAAGGAUGCGGUCUUUCGCGGUGCCGGUGGUGGCUGUUCAGAGGAGAGGGAUUUGGAAAGGAAAACGAGACGACGGGUCGGCAACGGGCAGGUCGUUUGGUUGGGUUUUGUUGCGUUUCGGUCGUCCUAUUUUUGUUUGCUAUGUCACCGUCGUCAUCACUGUCAUGACCAUGCUGGGUGGCAUGAUGGAACGAGCAUGGAUCGCCCACAGGAGAGAGGCUCGGAUCAUGUUGCAUCCAACGUGCUGCAUAUUUCGUUUGUACAAUGA
Anisakis simplex (herring worm) is the source of this 360-nucleotide messenger RNA. Lineage: Eukaryota; Metazoa; Nematoda; Chromadorea; Rhabditida; Anisakidae. The record is from the annotation of a GenBank genome assembly.